Messenger RNA from Helicoverpa armigera (cotton bollworm), 5230 nucleotides. Its product is annotated as transmembrane channel-like protein 3. Bases 172 to 2481 code for a protein of 769 amino acids. The transcript has 15 exons. Gene Ontology annotation, cellular component: plasma membrane. The record is from RefSeq and is a predicted model, not a curated record. Gene Ontology annotation, molecular function: mechanosensitive monoatomic ion channel activity. Lineage: Eukaryota; Metazoa; Arthropoda; Insecta; Lepidoptera; Noctuidae.
CAGUUUGAUUUGCAUUUGUUUAGUUUGGUUGAUGAUUUAUUUUCUUUUUAAUUUUUGAACAAAUACUUCGAGAAAAUAUCUGCCAUUAUUAUAAAUAUUAUUAAAACAUCAUAGAAGACUACUUACCUAUUGAGUUAAGAGUUUAUAGGUAUAAAGUGCUAAAUAGACACCAUGGAGGAUGAAAUAGAAGAAAUUGAAGCUAGACCACAGAGUGCGAGGCGGAACUUGACGCUGAGGAACAAUGCAGCUAGGCAGGUUGCUGUCAACUUUAUGCCUUCUAGGCAACUGCCAUACAAUACACUACGACUCCGUCGAAAUACUUCGGAGCACAAUGCACUACUGGAAGAGGUGGACGCUGCGGAGUCCGACGCGCCCGACUCGGCGGAUAAGCAGGCUGAUAUCAUCGUGCGGGAGAUGGAACAGCACCAGCGUCUGAUGGAGGACGAUCCGGUGGCUGAGGAGUUGAGGAGAGAGGCUUUAAGAGAUCUUCCCCAAGGUCUGACGAUGAAGAGGAACGUGCGCGCCAAACUGUCGGCGUCUGUCAGCCUCCGGUCGAAGAGAAGACCCAUCUCAAUGUGGAAACGGAUGAAAUAUCGAAUUGGGUUUGCGUGGAAGAGGCUCAAAGACCGGUGUCGCGACGUGGUCUUCUCCUUCGAGUUCUGGUACGAGCCCAUCCGUCAGAUAGAAGGCCACUUCGGUUCUGCAGUGGGCUCCUACUUCUACUUCCUCCGCUGGCUGUUCGCGCUUGACCUGUUGCUGGCUACCCUGGUGGUGGCCUUCGUGGUCAUACCUCAAGCGUUGCAUGAUGAGACGAGGGCGGAUAGAGUGCAGUUGACCUUCUUGGAUUUUAUUACUGGCAAAGGUGGUCUGACUGACUCGCUGCUGUUCUAUGGACACUACCACGACGGCCCCAUUUCGACUCAGUCUUCGAUGACAUACAACAUGGCGUUCGCUUACUUCUUCACCAUGGUCUGCUUGUAUCUCAUGUUCUUUGCAGUACUCUGUUAUAGGACAGCAUAUUCGUACCGCCUCAACUUCAUAGAGACAUCGGGAGGCCUGAGCCACGUGUUUGCCAACAAGGUGUUCUGCGGGUGGGACUUCGGCGUCGUCACACCUGAGGCUGCCAAACUUAAUGCCAACAGCCUUUACAACGAGUUCAAGGAACUUCUAAGUGAACAGAACCGCAAGCAAGCAGCCACAUCAUGGCUAACCAAGCUCGGCCAGUACGCUACCAACGUGAUCAUCAGCGUGUUCGUGCUGGCCCUCAUAGGGCUGAUCGAGUGGGGGCUGUGGCUGCUGCUGGGCUGGCGCAGCGGGGUGCAGCACUGGGAGCUGUGCGUGUCCGUCAUCGUGACUGUCUGCGUCACCGUGUGCCCGCUCAUGCUGCAUGUGCUGGUCAAAUUGGAGUUCUACUCCCCGCGUACAGCACUGUAUGUGACGCUGGCCCGCACGUGGCUACUAGACGUCGGGACUCUCAUGUUACUGCUCGUCUACUGGUCGCAGGCACAUGCUGGACAGUGCUGGGAAACAUCGUUCGGUCAGGAGGCGUACCGGCUGGUGUUGCUAGACUCCGUCGUAUCUUUGUUUGUGUUGCCACUUAUUGAGUUCACUAGGGGCUUAAUUUAUAACUGGAGUAAAUCAGAAAGUGCUCCAGAGUUCAACAUCGCAUACAACUCCCUGACGCUGAUCUACAACCAGGCAGUGCUGUGGUUCGGCAUGGUGUUCAGCCCGCUGCUGGCGGUGGCCGUCACCCUCAAGCUGCUGCUGCUCUUCUACAUCAAGCGCGAGUGUGCUCUCAGGGCCUGCCAGCCUGCUAGGAAGGUAUGGCGUGCUGCUCAAACUCAAACAGUGCUGUACAUGUUCGUCACACUAUCAUUAUUCACCACCCUCUUUGGCAUUGGAUCACUAUUCUUUAGAACAUCUAGCCACGCAUGCGGUCCAUUCCGCGGCUACUCGCACGUGUACGGCGUGGUGAGCGAGGGCGUGCUGCGGCUGCAGCAGCGGCCGGCGCUGCGGGCCGUGCUCGGCUUCAUCGUGAGGCCAGGGGUUAUUGGCUUUGUUAUGCUGUUUUUGUGUGUAUCAGUAUACUACAUGCGUGCUAAAGCCCUGGCGCAGCGCUCCAUGGUGCAGCUGCUGCGGCACAUGCUGGUGCUGCAGGCCAAGGACAAGGACUUCCUGCUCACCGCCAUCUCUAAUGUGUCUAAUGGAGAAUGGCUAUACAGUCCAAAACCAGACGAGGGUCCAGACAGCCACACAUUCAAGUACCUCCGCGAGGUCCGCAAGCCCUCCAACUCCGGCUUCCACUUCGACGCCUCGCGCCUCAGCCACUCCCUCAUAGAAGGCAGACCACGGUCCUUCGCCAAGGAGAACAGGACCUCACAUUAUGAUAAGAAGCCUGAAGAUGGGGACACGGAUAGUUCCUUCAGUUGGCAAGGGUCUAAUAAUUAUUUGAACAGCGAAGGGGAUAAGCAGUGGCCUUGAAUUUUUAUAUAUUUCUUUAUUAUAAUGUGCAAUCUUUGAUGAGAUAUUCUGUCUGUGGUCUCAGUAUUUGAAUAAUGGUCUAUUGCUAUUUUGUUGUAACUAAUUCUUACUAGCUUAUGUUAAAAUGUGAAAGUAACUCUGUCUGUCCGAUAAUACAGGACUGGUUUAGAUGGAUAAAGAUGGAAAUCUAUGGUUUUUGAAUAGGGAACUGAUAGUUUGCUUAGAAUUAUAGAUAUUAACCUAAGGAAGUGAGACCAAGAGAAAUGACUGGUAAUGAAAUAAAGAAAAAAUCAAACUAUCAGACAUUAAUGGAUCUAUGUACCAAACCUAUGUAACUACUUAUGAACAGAGUUUUUGUGUCAUAGUGAAUUUUAAUUAUGGACCUGCUUCGUUUCGUCCACAAGGUUUUGUAACGUAAGGUUGUAAUAUAAAAAAUCGGUAAAAAAGCUUUUAAGUUAAACGGUUUUAUCUUAUGUGUACUGAAAACUAGAAAAUAAAAAAAUAGUUACUUACCUGUCAACCUACGUAGGUGGUCCCGGUCAUAUUAAACUAAAAUAAAAACGUGGGGCCCAUUAACUAUUGCUGUAGUACUUUCUUCUAGAGGUAUAAUAGGUGUGGAUUGCAUGGAGUUACUACAAUCGUAACUGGAGAUUUUGAUAAUCAAUAAUCAGCCGUAGCGGCUUCACCAACGAACGCCGAGCUCACGAUCUACCAAAGUAUAAAGAUAUGCUUUGCCAUAGGUAGGAUUUCACAGGGGCCCCACGUUUUUAUUUUAGUUUAAUAUGACCGGGACCACCUACGUAAGUUGACAGGUAAGUAACUAUUUUUUUAUUUUCUAGUUUUCAGUACACAUAAGAUAAAACCGUUUAACUUAAAAGUUUUUUUACCGAUUUUUUAUUUUCUAGUUUUUAGUAUUUAAUGAAAAUGCCUACCGAAUAUUCCUCAUUCUAUCUAAUUCAUUUAGUGCAUCAUUAUUACACGGUCUCUUACCUGACAAUUUAUUACAAUCUAAUUCCUCAAUACAUAGCCCUUCCAGAAACUUUUUUUUGUAACAACCCCAAAAAUCAUCACAUGACCUCUCCUGCUGUGGGUCAGCAGCGGUGAGGGAGUGCCAGACUCUUGACUAGAAACCGUUUUGUUCCGUCGUAGGCCUUUUAUGUACCAGGGCCGCGGUAACUCUUCCGAAGGCCUUGGCCCUGUUGGGCCCCGCUGGAGUUACUGACAGUAUAUACACUGACAGAUACCUACGUUAUCCGCCAUUUUGUAGCGGCCGCCAUCUUGGAUUUCAUUUUUUAUAGUAUAUUGUAUUCUGCUUGUUGAGCCCUCUCAUUUGAUACCCAUAUUGAUGGGAUUGAUAAAAUCUUAGUUAUCCGCCAUUUUGUAGAGGCCGCCAUCUUGGAUUUUAAUUGUAUAUAGUACAUUGUAUUCUACUGGUUGAGAACUUUCAUUUGAUACCCAUAUUGAUGGGAUUGAUAAAACCUAAGUUAUCCGCCAUUUUGUAGCGGCCGCCAUCUUGGAUUUAAAUUUUUUAUAGUAGGUAUAUUGUAUUCUGCUUGUUGAGCCCUUUCAUUUGAUACCCAUAUUGAUGGGAUUGAUAAAAUCUACGUUAUCCGCCAUUUUGUGCCGGCGGCCAUAUUGGAUUUACAAUGUUAUUGAUAUUACUAUAUUGUAUUGUCAUCGGAAUUAAAGGUGUAUACAAAAUUUCAGAUUAAUCGGAUGACAGGAAGAGGGUGAAAUUUGAAUUACUAAAUUUGACCCAAGAAUGAAUAAAACAAACGGGGUGAGCUAAAUAAAACCGUUUAAAAAAAUAUAAUUGACUUGUAUUAUACUUAACAUUAUAAUAUAUCUUAAUACUGCUGGUGCUACCUUGCAUUUAAAUUUUGUGAUAAUGAUAUGAUAGAGGACUUUCUAAAGUAUUAUAAUUCUAAUAACUUAUAGGUAUAACUUUAGGAGACUUGCCAAAACACCCCAGUUUAAGAAAAUUUAGAGAAUUAUUUUGUAAUACAAAUCAGUAUUUGUUUUAAAGUACUUAAUACGCUGUUCAGCGCAGUAUACUGUUACAAUAAUUUAAUUAACACAUUGGAUAUUGCCAACCAAGUGAUUUUCAGCAUACUUGAGAUGAUAAGUUAAUAUAUUUUUCUUUGCGUUCGUAAUAUUGCUAUUAGAAGCUUACAUUUUCAACUUUCCUUUACUGAAGAAUUUAUAUUUUAGUUCCUAUCUACGUGUUAUGUCAGAGAUUAUAAUUUGUUUAGUAAAGUUAAUGAACAUUGCUCUUCCUGAUGUCUUCCGGCGUUCUUCGAGGCUUAUUUAGAAAAUAAGAACUUUUAGGUCUUUUCAUUCUAUAUGUAAGAAUGGAUAUCGCCAAAAUUGAUUUAAAAUUAUUAUAGGUGCUCUUUGAUGAAGUUAUUCUAAUUUGUAACGCGACAUUUAUCGCGUUUUUUUGCGAAAUUAUAAGCAAUUCUAAAUUUGUAAAAUGCUUGUAUCAAAUAUGUUGAUUUUGCAACAGUAAGAAAACCAAAUAUUGAAGAAAUAUAAUAACAGUAUUACAUUAAAAUACUUGAAAUCUGCGAAGAUUUAGUAGAGCUGCGAAGUAAUAAUUGAAAUUAUAAAAUGAAAUAAAAUAUCCAUACAUUCAAUCGAAUGCAAUCCAUGUCAAUUUCUAGUUUAAGAGAAUUUAUUAUGCAUUUAUACUUAUAAUAUACGAUUUUUAUAAUUAGGAGAAUUUGCAAUUAAAAAUAUUUAUAAUAAA